Molecule: messenger RNA, 1791 nt
Organism: Aureobasidium musti
Lineage: Eukaryota; Fungi; Ascomycota; Dothideomycetes; Dothideales; Saccotheciaceae
Source: the annotation of a GenBank genome assembly
AUGUCGCCCAAAGCACGCGUUCUCAUCUACGUGCUGCGCCGCGACCUACGACUUUCUGACAAUCCGAUAUUCCACGAGGUGUCGCGACUCUUCCAACAGUCACAACANCCCUUUACACACUUUCUUCCUGUCUACAUAUUUCCGGCCAACCAGCUUGAGGUCUCUGGCUUUAUAUCAGACUCCUCCGCCAAGUCACCAUACCCAGAAGCUAGAGCCCCAGUCAGUGGCUUCUGGCGAUGUGGUAAGCUCAGGGCCAAGUUCCUGGCAGAGAGUGUGUGGGACUUGAAGAAGGACUUGGAAAAGUUUGGUAGUGACCUUCAAGUACGAGUGGGUACCGUUCACGAUGCGGUCCGAAGUAUACUCCAAGGUUACAAGGACCACAAUGAGAUGGACAUUGCUGGUGUUUGGAUGACCAACGAGGAGGGCGUUGAAGAGAAGAGGGAGGAGAAGUCUGUCAGGAAGCUUUGCAAGGAGUUCGACUCAGAGUUCAAGCUUUGGGUGGAUGAGAAAUAUUUCGUGGAUGAAAAGACUGUGGAACCUCUGAGAUCUGCGCCACGCAAGACUAUCCCAGCGCCCAAUACCCUGCCACCUCUCCCAACCCAUAUUCCCGCACAAUUCGAGCCCUUCAAGAUUCCGGAAUCUCUGGCAGGCAUCAUAGAAGCUCUCAACAAGCCACUUGGAGAUGAUCUCGGUAUUCCAAACGUGGCGAAAUGGCCCGAAGGAGCAGAAUCUGCACAUCCAUAUGGAGGUGGAUCUAAAUCAGGACACGAGCGCAUCGAUCAUCUCAUUGAGAGCGGCAGUAUGACAACAUAUAAAGACACCCGCAAUGGACUGUUGGGCGAGGAUUUCAGCACAAAGCUAUCUGCGUGGUUAGCUCUUGGGUGUUUCACAGCACGUCAAGUACAUUGGAAGCUGGUCGAUUUUGAAGACGGCAAGACGCCACUAGGAAAAGAUGCUCCAGGAUACGGUAAGGGCGAAAACAAGGGCACAGCUGCUGUUCGCUUCGAGCUUUUGUGGCGAGACUACAUGCGCCUGUGCACGCGUAAAUUCGGACCUCGCCUGUUUCACGUAGAGGGUUUCAGAAACGAUCAGAACGCAUCGUGGAAGUACAUCUCUAGUCCUUUCAGCGAUUCGACCGACAAGAAGAACAAGGGUGGCAGCAACGAUGAUGCCACUGCAGCAGCAGUGAUGCGUUUUGUCACUGGAAGAACUGGCACUGGACUCAUUGAUGCCAGUCAACGCGAACUCUUCUUGACUGGAUACACCUCAAACCGCGCAAGACAAAAUGUUGCGAGCUACCUAUCUAAACAUCUAGGAGUUGACUGGCGCAUCGGCGCUGAGUGGUACGAGUGCAACCUGAUUGAUUAUGAUCUUUCAAGCAACUGGGGAAACUGGCAAUACGUCGCCGGUGUGGGCAACGAUCCUCGCGGCGAAUCGCGCGUCUUCAAUCCUGUCAAGCAGGCUCUGGACUACGACCCACAAGGCGAGUACAUCCGCACAUGGGUUGAAGAACUCAAGGACAUCAAGGUCGGAUCUCAAAGCGAAGGAACGCAAGACCCACAAAAUUUGAUGGGUGUCUUCCAAGCAUGGAGACUGCCUGAGGAAGAGAAGAAGAGAGUAGACAUACAGUCGGUGGAAUGGGUCCAGAAGCCUCUCGUAAAGAUUGACUUCUCGCUCAACAGACGAGGCGGUGGUAGUAAGCGUGGUCGAGGCAGUGGACGUGGUGGACGUGGAGGUGGCCGCGGAGGAAGAAACGACAGAAAAGGUACGCCUGAGAAGGCACAUGCAUAA